UCCGUUGUUACCGUUCUCUUGGAGGAUCUACUUGACUUAUUGCAACGCUACGGCCAUUUUCGCCACCAUGCCUGCCUACUCCAGACCGGCCACCGGCGCACCUCCAGCGGAAAAAGUAUCACGGAAAUUUCCUAAACAUGCACCAAGUACAGCUAUCAUUGGAAAUUCACAAACGAGAUACCUUCAUCGACACUUCAACCCCUACGACAAGUCAACACCGGUAUUCAUAACGAUCCGCGGAGCAUCCACUUUCGAUAUUGAAGAUGAGCUGGCAAAUGUGCCACGCUCAGUAACCACGCUCGUUUUCCACGUGGGGACGAGCGAAUUGGAACUGUACGGGCCGGAUGAGUCCCUUCGCCGCCUUCGCCGCCUGGUAAAUAACACUCUUCAAAGACGCCCGGAACUUGACAGACUAAUUGUCUCAUGUGUGCCACCACGAUCCACCAACAGGCGCCUACAACGUUCCAACGAGAAAUUCGUCCACCGCUUCAACAGGGAAGCUCGUCACUUUAAUGAGACAAUCAAGACGUACUGCCGGAAACCGGGCAAGGUGUCAUACAUCGACUAUGAAUUCGACCAACUGCCAGCCAGACGUUUCCUUGCUGCGGACGGACUACAUCCGAGCUUCAUGGGGGUAGCACUCAUUGCUCAAACGCUGAAAGGGGCAAUAUAUCGCGGGAACCUCGAGCCUGCCGCGGGGUGGUCAUCCCAACCUACCACUCCCAUCCAAAUGCGAACAGAAGAAUAUCACCAGGGAACCAGAAGUCACCAACACGUUCCCGGAGCACUGCAGACCUCUGACACCACGACAGAGUUCCCAACGAUCGUUGAAAGUAUAACACCUCGACGCCCGAUACAGCCCACCGUCAUCGACAGCAGUACCGCACCUUCCCAAGAGGUGAAACCUGCCGACCAACAGAGGCGUGUUGCUCUAUUGCCGACCCCACCCAAAGAAACAUCGAGCAACACGGACAUCCUGCCCUCAACGCUCGCUCGGAGCUCAACGCCUGCCAGCAGCUCGACGCCCGGAUCAUCCUUUCAACGACGAAGGCCUACACAAAUACUGGAGACUGCAAUGAUUACAGUGAAGUUUGUGCACCCGGGAACUACAGCAGAGUCGUUCCAGGUAAAGCCCGAGGCUAGCCAAGGUGUACGACCAUCCCUUCCUCGCCACAGCGAGAUAACGGCGUGCAAGGGAGCGUCGCUCCCCUUCUCUAAGCCGGGCAAAAACAGCAUCCUCAAUCGUUGUGAAGUCGGCACCAACAAUUUGUCACAGAUCUUGGCUGAGGAGGCCUUUAAGCAGUCCUCGACUUUUUUGGACAACAUCUCGCAUGAGUGCGCCAACAUCAGGACGGUUGACUUUCUCUAUGCCUUUCCAAACAAGAACAUCGGGGCCUUCCGUCUUGAAGUUUGUCUUGGCUUUUGCAACAUAACAUUUAACAUCACUCCACACGAGCUCAACUGGGUUGAACUCACAGUGGUAUGGCAACAAUCGUAUGACGGUGUGACCAGCAUCAUCAGCAAUGCACUCGAUGCGAUACCUAUUAUCCCCCGUACUUACGGCUUGAACAAGCUUGAUCAGUUCUGCCUUCACGAUGUCACUGUUCCAGGACACACCCUUUAG
Molecule: messenger RNA, 1624 nt
Organism: Rhipicephalus microplus (southern cattle tick)
Lineage: Eukaryota; Metazoa; Arthropoda; Arachnida; Ixodida; Ixodidae
Source: RefSeq, a predicted model, not a curated record